UCGAAGUACCAGCGCGCCGUGUACGCGACGAUGUAGCCCGGUAUGUAGCUUGAAGUGUACACGUAGUUUGAAGUAUAAACGUAGUUUGAAGUACACACGUAGUUUGAGUGUACACGUAGCUUGUAGUGUAUAAACGUAUCGUGGUGUUGCAGUGAUAGUAGUGAUAGUAGUUUGAGAAGGCGGAGGGCACAGGCGGCUGCCGUGGCCGCCUCAGCCGCGGGGCGCUCGAAGGACCCCGAAAAAAGGCGCGAAACUCGCGACGGCGGCGACGACGGCGCCGCUACAGACCAUAGCUGGAGAAGCCAUCGAGAAUGGCUGCCUCGAAGAGAAAGGCGACUGCUGCUGCAACUCCACCUGCCCGAGACGCCUUCCUGCAGAGUCUCGAGGAGGAGGAGUCGCCGUCACGGCUGCUGGAGAUCGUAGAGCGACACAAAAGCCGCACAGACCCAUUCUGCUUGAAGGAAGUGCUGGAGGAGUUGCCACUGCGCGCUCUGAAGGAUGCACUUGAGAGUAUCGGUAAGAUACUCACUGAGAGCCUGCUGCGUUGCCCCGCUGAGCAAUGGAACCCUGACCCACCGCAACACGACGACAUGGAGACAGAAGCCACGGGAUCGGAGUCAACUGUAGCUGUUGUGACGGCUGUAGCCACAGUGCUAUCUGUGGCUGUGAAAACUGUCAGUGCGGAGGUGAUAGAAGACAUUUUGGAGUCGGCUAUCAUUCUACAUGCCCUGUUGCCACUUUUCACCGAUUCUCACCCUAACCUAAGAAACACGGUCAUAAACCUGUGCGAGUCUUGGUGGGAGAGAGACCUACCUGGGAAAGAGGAGCUUGGAAAGAAUAUGAUCCUCACAAUUCUGCGGUGCAAUUUAAUACAGCAGAGCAAAGCCUUGGGUGCAGGGAUAAAGCGGUUGUGGAGCCUGCGUGAGAGCUUCCGGCUGUUUGACUUCUUGGGCAACCCACCCGAGACUGAGGAGUUGAAGGAGCUGCUGCUGCAGGGAUGCAUAGUGACAAAUAUCUACCUGAAAACCGAGGAGAGUCGUCGAUUCUUGUCCUUCCUUUUCGGUUUAAAUGUGGAUUUUAUCAAGACGAUUCAUGCCGUUCUUAAGAAGCACCUUCCUUCUUUGACUAAAGUGCAAGUGGGCUACUAUGCUGACAUUUAUUUUCAAGCCUGGAAAAAGGCCACAGGCCCUUACCUGAAGGUGAUGGAGGAACACUGCAUCCAGAACCUGAUGGAGCACGGCGUGUACCUGCCUUACAGCUCUCCAUUGAACUCCAAAGUGCGGCAGAUGUUGAGUUACUUCCACGCUCAGAAGGUCCGCCAGGGUGUGGACGAGAUGCUGCACCGACUGUACGAGCCAAUCCUGUGGAGGGCGCUAAAGGCAAGUAUUGGCCCUCACUCAUUUUGCCAGCAGUACAGGCAGUCCCCGGGUCACGAAAGGGUUAGGGCCCCGAAAACGAUCCGUAACCCGAAUUUUCUGUAUGUCGGAAACAACAAUUUUCCCCGAAAAACAAGAUACAAUCCCAUAGCCGGAAAUAGUUGUGCCUCCCCUACCCAAUUACUAGUUCGAUUUCUCUCAUUACUGUUUCGCGCUGUCAUCCGUUUUGCUAUCCCUACCUGUAUCGUAUAUCGCUGUACAUACGCUCUGCACUUCCUAUGAUUGUUUCAUUUAAUCGAAUAUCUACUCUAACACUACCCAUAAUGAAACUAAUGGAACAACUGUUUAUGAAUACCACAAAACAUUUUAAUAUUAAUUGUUAACAG
Lethenteron reissneri (Far Eastern brook lamprey) is the source of this 1762-nucleotide messenger RNA. Its product is annotated as condensin-2 complex subunit G2-like. The record is from RefSeq and is a predicted model, not a curated record. Gene Ontology annotation, cellular component: nucleus; condensin complex. Lineage: Eukaryota; Metazoa; Chordata; Hyperoartia; Petromyzontiformes; Petromyzontidae. Gene Ontology annotation, biological process: mitotic sister chromatid segregation.